GGCGGCGCCGGCGGCGGCGGACGGCGCUUCGGCGGCGAGCGACGUCAAGCCCGAGUUGCGGCGCGCGCGCACCGCUCAUAAAAGUGUGCACUCGCCGCGCGCGCUCAUUCGUUCUGCCGCGCGCACGCCGCGCACCUCGCGUCACACAGUGCGGUUACAAUCCCGACUUUAUUCGUACGCCAAUUGGACUGUUUUAGUGCAAAAUGCCGAAGAACAUACUAGCGGAGAUGGGCUCCCAGGUGGGGCUCACACCAUCCCGACAAAACAAAAAGGAAGCAGAAGAAUGGGCGAGACGGCAAAGUGGGCCAAUGGUCAACCCUUCCUUCGAACCCGACGACUUCCUGCCACAAAGUUUAUCGCCCGUGAAAGACGAGAAGAUGCGGCCAGGUCCCGACAAGGGAAUAUUCCUGGUGAAUAUGAAGGAGAAGAACAUCCAGGAAGAGGAAUACGAGCCCUAUGACAACAGGGUGGUGGAGCAUCCAACUACGAACACGGAAACUCUACUACAUCUGCUCAAGGGCAGCUUAGGGACGGGAAUAUUGGCGAUGCCUCACGCGUUCCACAACUCCGGCUACGUGGUCGGUGCCAUAGGGACGGUGGUGAUCGGCGUGCUGUGCACCUACUGCAUCCACAUCCUCAUCGACUCCUGCUACGUGCUCUGCAAGCGGCGGAAAGUGCCAUCGCUCACUUAUACGGGGGCUGCUGAGGCCGCGCUGUCCGAAGGCCCUGACUGGUGUAAGGCCUGCGCUCCUUAUGCUGCGCAUAUAGUGAACGCGUUCCUACUGAUCUACCAGAUCGGAACAUGCUGUGUGUACGUGGUGUUCGUGUCUGAGAACAUCCACUAUGUACUAACAAACCAGUUCGGAAUACAAAUAGAGGUCAUCCAAAUAAUGGCGUGUAUACUCCUACCCCUGGUGCUGAUAAACUGGGUGCGGGACCUGAAGUAUCUGGCGCCGUUCUCUGCAGUCGCCAAUGCGGUCACCAUCGCCAGCUUCGGCAUCAUACUGUACUACAUCUUCAGGGAGACGCCCACUUUGGAAGGCAAGGAAGCGGUGGGGAAACUCGGCGACUUCCCGCUGUUCUUUGGCACUGUGCUGUUUGCCUUGGAGGCCAUUGGCGUGAUUCUGCCAUUGGAAAACGAGAUGAAGACCCCCAAGGACUUCGUGGGCAAGUUCGGCGUGCUGAACCGCGCCAUGGUGAGCAUCAUCAUACUGUACGUGGGCAUGGGCUUGUUCGGCUACCUGCAGUACGGGGAAGAGGCAAAGGGCAGCAUCACCCUCAACCUACCGUCGGAUAAGGAAGUGCUGGCUAGUGUGGUUCAGUGCCUACUAGCCUUCGCGAUAUUCAUCACGCACGGCCUCGCGUGCUAUGUGGCAAUCGACAUUCUAUGGAACGAGUACAUCGGCGUUCGUAUGCUUAACAACAAGCACCGCCUCAUUUGGGAAUACGUUGUCAGGACCAUCAUUGUAUUCCUUACCUUUGGCAUCGCAGCGGCUGUUCCCGAGCUAGACUUGUUCAUCUCGCUGUUCGGUGCGUUAUGCUUAUCGGCGCUGGGGCUGGCGUUCCCCGCAUUCAUCCAGAGCUGCACGUACUGGUACUACGUAUCGGACUCCGAGCGCGUGCGCAUGAUCAUCAAGAACGCGAUCGUCGUGCUGUUCGGCGUCCUAGGGCUCAUAGUCGGCACCUGGACCUCGCUCGAAGGAAUCAUCAGCAAAUUCUCCGGCCACGACUCUCAUUCACACCCAGUUCUCAACGCGACAGAAAUCUUGAACGCAACAGUCGCAAGCGCCUUCAACUCCACAGAAUCGCUCUAAAAAAUCUUUUGCCUCGCUCUACCGUUCCAAGAACGUCAUUUGACUGUGCCAUCGCGUUACACACUAGCGUGAAGUAGUUUAAGUACGCGAAAAUUUCGUAAGGAGAUACAUUACCUAAGUUAGGUCGACGCGUAUUAUACAUAUGUUUGAUAAUUUUGUUAAUUUAUAAUUAAGUUUAUUUUUAUAAGCAUUUUCCAUUGGUACAGUUGAUGCAGUAGUGUUGAAUGUAUUAUGAGUUUAAGUGUUGACUGUAAACGUUAUUGGACAGCUAUGUUUUCAGUAAUUUUAAGAACAGAUAAGUGUUAGGCACAUCUAGAGCCCAUAUGGAAAAAAUCGAAUGGCACCAACACAAAGAGUGGGCCAUUAACCUACUUAGACAAAUGAAAUUUGUUUCAAAAACGACCAACGUCUCUUCUAAUCGACUUGCCCAUUAAAUUUCUAGCUAUUUUUAACCUAGUUGUUUGACUAUACAAAUUAUGGUACAUAGUGCAUGUUGUGAUUUUAUUAUUAAUUAUUCUGAGAUAUCUGUUAGUAACCGUAGGUAAGUGCCGUUAAAUGAUAAAUGAUAUUAUAGCGAUGGAAACGUUAGGUCUGAACUCAGUUCAACACGGUAUAUCUUUAAAAGACACUUGUCAUUAUAAUGUUGCAAGUGGAAUUAAAGUUGUUUUAGCCGCGGUAUUAUAUCUGACAGUAAUUUAUUUAUACAUAGUUAAAUUUAUUAAAUUAUAAAAGAAACUACGCAUGACUCGGUGAUGAUGUAAUUAUUGUUUUUCCUAUAUGUCCGGUGUUAUCGUUACUAUUUUAUAGGGAAAAUGGAAAACUAAAGAUGGCAACUAUUGUGAAAUGCCGUGGCAAACACUCGUACAACAGUGAGAUUCUACGUCAAAUGAAGCAUGGCAUUUUGUUAGGGUAAGAUUUAAUAUAAGUAUAGUGUUGUAACUAUCAUAGAAAUAUAACAUAGUGGAAUUCCCGACUGCGCCUAUUGCUAUCAUAAUAAAUUGGACAACGCAUAGGUGGAGUGACCUCGCUAAACCAAUCUUUAAGGUAAGCCGGACUGUUGCGAAGGGAGUGUUUCACUUGAUAAUUAUAUUACGCAAACAAACCAAUGUGCCAAUUAUAUAGUAUCGACUUCACCUCGCUCCUUUGUUAAACAAACGAGCUGUACAAAUGAUUCACACACUUUAAAAUGGUUCCGUUUUCGAUUUGUUUUUUCUUUUAAAUACAAUCUGUGAUGUUGAUAGUUGUAUGAUAUUUAAGUUUAAUAGGACUUAUAUUUGGUUAACUGUGUUACUAUAUUCGAUGUGUUUUACACAUCAGUGAUAAUGUGCUCAGAGCGACGUAUUCAGGGGUCGAAUCCCGUAUUAUUAAAAAUAAUAAAAGAUAAACAUUAUAAUGUAAACCAA
This is a messenger RNA of Chilo suppressalis (striped riceborer), 3217 nucleotides long. The record is from the annotation of a GenBank genome assembly. NCBI's taxonomy places the organism in Eukaryota, Metazoa, Arthropoda, Insecta, Lepidoptera, Crambidae.